Molecule: messenger RNA, 1569 nt
Organism: Closterium sp. NIES-67
Lineage: Eukaryota; Viridiplantae; Streptophyta; Zygnematophyceae; Desmidiales; Closteriaceae
Source: the annotation of a GenBank genome assembly
GUCGCGCUGUCCCGCGUGCGACCUCUCGCUUGCCCGGCGGCCCCGCGUGCCUCCCGCGGGCGCGCUCCUGCUGGACCGCCUCCUGUGCCUUGCGCUGCUCCUCAACUUCGCCGUGGGCGUAUUGAGCCUCGCCAGGGACUCGUACAGGCUGGGCCACACGUGGCACCGCACUCUGCAGGACCCAACGCUAAUGAGAAUAUGAGGUACCAGGAAGCGUACGACCGUGGGACCUCCGAGGAAGAAUACAGCAGCAGCAGCAGGGCCAGUGUGAGAGGUAGUAAUGGGGAGGGUAGCAGAAGGGGCGAGAGCAUGGUAGCUGGGGUGCAGGAGUUUUUUCUGGAGGCAGGCGACCCUCGGUUCGACUGGUUCGUGGCUGGAGUGGUGAGCUUGAUCCCCGGCGUCAACGGCGCCGCAUGGCUGCUCGCCUCGUGGCACUCCUCGCCCGUCCUCUCCCCCGGCCUCAAGCGCCACAUGGCCAAGAACGCUGCAGCCUACGGCCUGCCCAGCCUCGCCUCCCUCCUCGUCUUCGCCCUAGGCUUCCCCUCCCCCAUCUCCCUCCUCCUCUCGCCCUUCUCUUCCCUCACCUCCUUCCUUCUCUCGCCGUUCAGCCAAUCAGUGGCCGCCACUGCAGCAGGAUCAGCAGCUGCUGGAGCGGUGGCAGCAUUAGGGGGGUUGUCGGUGGUGGGGUAUGGCAGCAGCAGUGCGUGGUGGGUGAGCGUGGUGCUGGGGGCGGUGCACCUGCAGCUAGAGCGAGUGAGGGCUGUGAGCAUGCAGGAGUGCAGAGAGGUGCUUCGCGCCUUUGGGCGCGGGCUAAAGAGGACGAGAGAGAGGCGACGAGGGCAAUGAAGGGGAUGGAUUGGUGGGAUGGUCAGGCGGGAGGUGAUGCGGAUGAGGGGGCUGGCAACGAUGGUCGCGCCCGACGCAAUAGCAGUGGCAGCGGCGGGAGCCAGGGUGGUGAUGUGUGGAUGGAGGCAGAGGAGCGGAGGCGGCUACAGCAGUUUGAUGCGAAGCUCGUGGGGAGGCCUCUGCAGCAAAUGGGUAUGCCAAGCAGCCCGGCACAGUGGCUUGGCCACAAUGGCUAGGGCUACCACUGUGGGAUGCGGGGGCCAAAAGCUGUGCAUGUAAGCAAUCUGCUUCGUAGUUAGAAGCAAUCUCUCACCCGUUCUCCUCAGGCUGCCUCUUUCUCUGCAUGGACAGGCCCGCCGGCAGCAUGGACAACAGACGAUGUGGUAACAUGGCUCACAACAUAGGGCUUUGCCUCCUAUGCAUCUGCAUUCCUCCACCACACUGUCUGCGGCCAGGUGCCCUCCUCAUGCACCCUUGCUGCCCUGCCCUGGGCUUCUCCCUGCAUCCUUGCCUUUCCUGUCAACAAUCUUUGUGUUUCACUCUUCCUCAUUGUGUCAACCCUGCUUCUAUCCCUCCCUCACUCGCCCCUCACACUGCAUUGCACUGUCAGUCCUCUCUCCUCCAUGUGUGUGCAUUGCCUGUGUGCAUGUGCUGCCAGCAGGUGUUGCUGGACCUGACAGCAGAGGACCUGAGGGAUGAUCUGGGGGUGCGCACUCUAGGUGA